UAUUUACUAAAAUAAUUGAAUUUCCAUGUUCUGUGUAGUGUGGGAGACCAGAUAUAGUGAAUGUAGGGUCUUGGGAGACCAGAUAUAGUGAAUGCAGGGUCCUGGGAGACCAGAUAUAGUGAAUGCAGGGUCUGGGGAGACCAGAUAUAGUGAAUGCAGGGUCUUGGGAGACCAGAUAUAGUGAAUGCAGGGUCUUGGGAGACCAGAUAUAGUGAAUGCAGGGUCCGUGGAGACCAGAUAUAGUGAAUGCAGGGGUCCGGGGAGACCGGAUAUAGUGAAUGCGGGGUCCGGGGAGACCAGAUAUAGUGAAUGCAGGGUCCGGGGAGACCAGAUAUAGUGAAUGCAGGGUCCGGGGAGA
Messenger RNA from Staurois parvus, 358 nucleotides. The record is from the annotation of a GenBank genome assembly. Lineage: Eukaryota; Metazoa; Chordata; Amphibia; Anura; Ranidae.